AAUGAAGGAAAUGAAUGAAUGAAUGAAACAAUGCACAGCACAUUGUUUUCUCUUUCUUCUUUCUCUAUCCGAAAAAGAGGAUGAUUCACCCAUUCUCUGCAAGUUCCCUCACCCACAUUCAUAUUCCAUGCAAUUUCGCCACUUUUCUCUAACCCCAUCUUUAAAAAUCUAAUCUUUUUCUCUUCCAUUGCUUAUUUUCUCUGCUAAAGUCAAAAGUUUUCACCUUAGCUUGAACUUGAAGAGAUUUUAUUACUACUAUAAUAAUUACAUUAAAAUGGCUAUAGCUAUGGCUGCUUGGAGUCUUGGACCUCAAUUCAGUGCUUUUGAUAGCACCAACAGCUUUAGACCUUUGGAAAGGACAAUUUGUGUUGCUCCUUCAUUGAAGACUUCUUCUGGGUUUGUUGCAACUACUGCUACUAAGCUAUCAUGCAUUAUUCACAGCAGAAGAUUGUCAUCUUCCGGAACUACAAUUAUACCCCGAGCAGCACCUGUUACUGAUGUGGAGGAUGGAAACCAAGGCAUCACCGAUACCGUUCCAACUCCAAUAGUUAUAAUUGAUCAAGACUCUGAUCCAGAUUCAACCGUGGUCGAGAUAACUUUCGGUGAUCGGCUUGGGGCUCUUCUUGAUACGAUGAAUGCACUAAAAAACUUGGGUCUCAAUGUUGUUAAGGCAAAUGUUUUUCUUGAUUCCUCUGGCAAGCACAACAAAUUUUCGAUCACAAAAGCUGAUACUGGCAGAAAAGUGGAAGAUCCGGAGUUGUUAGAGCAAAUUCGUUUGACAAUUAUAAAUAAUCUAAUUCAAUAUCACCCGGAAUCAAGUUCCCAAUUGGCAAUGGGAGCAGCUUUUGGACUUUUACCUCCAAAAGAGCAGGUUGAUGUGGACAUAGCAACCCACAUAAACGUUUCCGCCGAUGGUCCAAAUCGAAGUUUGUUAUAUGUUGAGACAGCUGAUCGACCGGGAUUACUGGUUGAUCUUGUAAAGAUUAUUACUGACAUAAACAUUGAUGUUGAAUCUGGAGAAUUUGAUACUGAGGGUCUCUUGGCUAAGGCAAAGUUUCAUGUUAGCUACCAAGGCAAAGCAAUUAUCAGGCCUCUCCAGCUG
This is a messenger RNA of Arachis ipaensis, 1102 nucleotides long. Lineage: Eukaryota; Viridiplantae; Streptophyta; Magnoliopsida; Fabales; Fabaceae. The record is from RefSeq and is a predicted model, not a curated record.